Sipha flava (yellow sugarcane aphid) is the source of this 1293-nucleotide messenger RNA. RefSeq lists its product as uncharacterized. Gene Ontology annotation, biological process: oogenesis; negative regulation of translation. Bases 153 to 1202 code for a protein of 349 amino acids. Gene Ontology annotation, cellular component: perinuclear region of cytoplasm. Gene Ontology annotation, molecular function: zinc ion binding; mRNA binding. The record is from RefSeq and is a predicted model, not a curated record. The transcript is spliced from 3 exons. Lineage: Eukaryota; Metazoa; Arthropoda; Insecta; Hemiptera; Aphididae.
UUGAAUGUUUGUCGGUUAUGUUAAUUUGUAGAUAUAUUCGAAACGUCAUGUCUUCCAGCAAUCAUUUCGUUGUUACAGUUAACCAUGUUUUCAAAUUUUUUUUUUUUUUCGUAUCUACCACCUAAGUUUACGUCAAAGUCGAUGUGUGCACGAUGAUCCUCCAUGAUGAAUUCCAGCAAAAGCUAUACGACCGUGCGGCGUCGUUGUUUCUAAACUUUCCGUUCCAUUUUCUCAAUGAAAUUUCCAAAGAGAACUUCGAACGGUCAUGUAACUCUCGCAAAACGGUAUUUUAUUACUCAAAACGUUUCCCCAACAUGUGUACGAGCUCAUCGUUUUACGAUGAUAUUAUGAACAUCGCUGAAAUACAUGUUAAUUAUUACCAAUCCCGUUGGUUUGAUUUUGGUCAACUUUAUUCAGAACCAUCUUUCAAUGAAUCUACAGUUCCAUGGGUCAAUCGUCCUGUUUUACAGCCAAUAAUCUCACCAAGUACAAUUGUUCAUAGUGUAAAUUAUAAUUACAAUAAUAAUCAGAAAAAUUUUACAAAUAAUUCAUCUUUAAAAGUUCAAUUACCUAAUAAAGUAGUUACUAUUCUAGUUCCAACACCUAGUUCAGUUGAAUCAUUUUCAGAAUCUACUUCACCAUUUGAUUCUGAAGAGUCUAUUACACCAAUUAAAACAACAACUAAAAAUAAUAAUGGGUUUAAAAAGUUAUCUGAAGAAAAUAAUAAUAAAAUAGAUAUCAUGGAGGAUGAUAUUCAAAAUGGAAGUAUUUUCUCUGAUAGUUCUAGGUCUGAUAUAAGUGAUGAAAAAGCUAUAUCAUAUGCAGAAAUCAUCAAAUAUCCUAAAUCUUCAAAACCAAAACAAUCUGCAAAAAGUAAACUUAAUAUUAUUGAAGAAUCUAAAAGAAGAGAACCAAUUAAAUUUAAUAGAAUUCCACCAUCUAAGAAGGUAUCAAUUAAGCUGCCAGACGCUCCAUUUCUACCAAAUAAUCAACAUUGUGCAUUUUGUAAAAACAAUGGAGAAGAAGAAUCAGUUUACAGAACACAUUUUGUUAAGGAUGAAUUAGGAAAUGUAAGUUGUCCAUUUCUAUCAAGGUAUACAUGUCCACAUUGCAAAGCAACUGGAACUAAAGCACAUACUAUUAGUAGAUGCCCAUUAAGUAAUAAAAAUAGAAUUAAUAAAUUCCAUAAACAACAGUUAUAAACAUAAGUUCAGUGUUGACAUUAUUUUAUUGUUUUAAUAUGUUAUAUAUUUUUUAAAUAUUUUAUGAUUAAUUUAUUGUUUCUUUUAUCUA